Pogona vitticeps (central bearded dragon) is the source of this 675-nucleotide messenger RNA. The record is from RefSeq and is a predicted model, not a curated record. NCBI's taxonomy places the organism in Eukaryota, Metazoa, Chordata, Lepidosauria, Squamata, Agamidae.
AUGGGUUCUUUAGUUGCCAAGCUGCUUCUGCCAACUCUGAGCAGCCUGGCUUUCCUCCCAACAAUCAGCAUCGCUGCCAAGAGGCAAUUCCACAUGGAGGCCAUGGUUUACUUCUUCACCAUGUUCUUCAUUUCGAUUUACCAUGCUUGUGAUGGCCCCGGUUUGUCCAUCCUCUGCUUCAUGCAAUAUGAUAUCCUGGAGUAUUUCAGCAUCUUCGGGACAGCAUUAUCCAUGUGGGUGUCGCUGAUGGCCCUGGCCGAAUUUGAUGAACCCAAGCACUCCACCUUUGUGAUGUUUGGCGUGCUCACCAUUGCUGUCCGGAUAUACCACAAUCGAUGGGGAUACGGCGUCUACUCUGGCCCCAUCGGGACAGCCAUUCUCAUGAUUACGGUGAAAUGGUUGCAAAAGAUGAAAGAGAAGAAGGGACUCUACCCAGACAAAAGUGUCUACACCCAGCAGAUUGGGCCCGGUUUCUGCUUUGGUGCCCUGGCUCUGAUGCUGAGAUUCUUCUUUGAGGACUGGGACUACACCUACGUCCACAGCUUCUACCACGGCGCCCUGGCCAUGUCCUUCGUCCUGCUGCUGCCCAAGGUGAACAAGAAAGCCGGUAACGGAGGCGCUCCGGCCAAGCUGGACUGCUCGGCGCUCUGUGGCUGCUGCUGCUGCGGCGUCUGA